ACAGGAGCGCAGCAGCAGCAGAAGAAGGAGCAGAAGAGGAAGCAGCAGCAGCUGAGCGUUAGAGAGGAGAUGAAGAGGAGGCUCCACAAGAAGUACCUGCUGUUGAUCCUGAUGUACUCAGGUCUGCUGCUGCUGAUCCCCUACGUGUUGGACUACCGGGAUAAAUCCGGUGUGCGCGGUAACAACCUGCUGCAGCAGCAGUCCAGAUGUCCGGAGCUGCAGGACGCGGUGGCGCAGCUCUGGGACCAUCAUCAUCAACAUCAUCUUCAUCAUGUUAACGGUACCGAGGAGGAGCAGCAGCAGCACGCGGUGAACCGGAGCCGGACCCGGGUGAACAUCUACCUGCACGCCACCUGGAGGACAGGAUCCUCGUUCCUGGGCGAGCUGUUCAACCAGCAUCCAGGUGUGUUCUACCUGUACGAGCCCAUGUGGCACAUCUGGCAGGCUCUGUAUCCGGGUGAUGCGGGCAGCCUGCAGGGCGCCGUGCGCGACAUGAUGAGCGCGCUCUACAGGUGCGACUUCUCCGUGCUCAAACUGUACUCCGGUCCGAACCAGAACCUCACCACCGCCUUCAUGUUCGGCUGGAAGAUGAACAAGGUGAUCUGCUCCGAGCCGCUGUGCGACGCUCACCUGCGUCACCAGGUGGGUCUGGUGCGCGAGGAUCUGUGCGCAAAGUGCCCGAAGAGAGACAUCAGGGAGCUGGAGAGGGAGUGCAUGAAGUACCCGGUGAUGGUAAUCAAAGGAGUCCGGGUUCUGGACCUGAGCACGCUGGUUCCGUUGAUGAAAGACCCGGAGGUGAACCUGCAGGUCAUCCAGCUGUUCAGGGACCCGAGGGCCGUGCACAACUCCCGGCUGAAGUCCAAGCAGGCUCUGGUGAAGGAGAGCAUCCAGGUUCUGAGGAGCAAGAAGCAGACUGAUAAAUACAAGAGGCUGCUGGUUCCAAGCAGCCGGGUGAACCGGGCCGAGAGCUACGUGUCCAGCGCCAUGGAGCUCAUCUGUGAGAACUGGCUGAGCGACCUGCUGCUGGUUCUGAACGCUCCUCCAUGGGUCCGGAGGAGCUACAUGAGAGUCCGCUACGAGGACCUGGUCCUGAGGCCUCUGGAGGAGCUGCAGAGACUCUUCAACUUCUCCAACCUGUCCAGCUUCCCGGAUCUGGACCGGUUCGCUCUGAACAUGACGCACGGUCAGGGCUACUCCUCGGACCGGCCGUUCCUCAUCUCAUCCAGGGAUGCCAAGGAGGCGAUCUACGCCUGGAGGGAGAGACUCAGCGUGGAGCAGAUCCAGCAGGUGGAGGCCUACUGCAGCGAGGUCAUGAGGCAGCUGGGCUACGAGAAGAACCAGAAGAACAGCCCGGACAAGACCUCCUGAGGACGGUGGGCCAGGAGGAACCAGGAGGAACCAGGAGGGGCCUGGUAUUCACCGCUGAGGGCUAAAGGUGGAAUAAGAAAACAAGCAGCAGGAAUGUGGUCCACUGGGAGCUCCUGAGCUCGGCUGUCGGCUUGUUUUCCUCCGGCCGAGGCGGCUCGAUGAACUGGAGAAAAUCCAAGUGGAAAGUGCAGCCAAUCACAGACAGAUGCAUUUGAAACGGGGAGCUUAUGUUUUUUUUUUACAGUGAGAUAGGGCGAGAAUGUGGGAGACAUAAACACUGGCCAGCCUCGACCCCUUCUCUCCUUUUUAGUAGCACUAAUCCCUCCUCAGACCCCCCCACCGCAGGCGACGUCGUCCUUCUUGGGAGACGACUGCCAGGAUCCAGAGCGGCGGCGUCGGCGGUGGCGGGGUCGCUCUCACCUGCGUGGCUUCUUAUCCGUCCAGCCUAUCUGCAAACUAAGAGAGCGUUAAGUGCAGUUGGCUCACUAACAAUGGCAGCGUAGAGCUUUGAAAGGAGAAACGACAGUAUUUAGUGGAGUAGAGGCCGGACUGAGGAGCUGUUGUUCACCCCCGGCCCCCUCAGGAAUCCAGACAGCUGCAGCGCCCCGCUGACAAAACACUCACAUGGGUGUGAAAUUUUCUAAUAUCCCACCAACGGACGUUUACGGAGAGCCCGUCCUCCACCAGCAGACGGUACUGAUUCAUACUGUAAACCUUUCUCACUGUUUUAUAGUUCUUAUCUAAAAUGCUGUGACGACGACGACCCUUUCUGGCGUAGGACGAGGGGUCAAAGUUCACCAGCAUCCACGUGUUCAACUUUAGAAGUUGGUUCUGUAAUAAUGUUCUGGGUGUGAAAACCUGGAGAGAGAAAUAACUUUAUUUCAACUGACCUCAAUAAAGAGAUAGUAAAAACUA
This is a messenger RNA of Sebastes umbrosus (honeycomb rockfish), 2283 nucleotides long. RefSeq names its product carbohydrate (N-acetylglucosamine 6-O) sulfotransferase 7 (gene chst7). Gene Ontology annotation, molecular function: N-acetylglucosamine 6-O-sulfotransferase activity; chondroitin 6-sulfotransferase activity. Bases 70 to 1368 code for a protein of 432 amino acids. Lineage: Eukaryota; Metazoa; Chordata; Actinopteri; Perciformes; Sebastidae. The transcript has 5 exons. Gene Ontology annotation, biological process: N-acetylglucosamine metabolic process; carbohydrate metabolic process. The record is from RefSeq and is a predicted model, not a curated record. Gene Ontology annotation, cellular component: Golgi membrane.